Nanorana parkeri is the source of this 3650-nucleotide messenger RNA. It is a transcript of the gene TEK, whose product is annotated as TEK receptor tyrosine kinase. Gene Ontology annotation, molecular function: ATP binding; protein binding; transmembrane receptor protein tyrosine kinase activity. The transcript has 23 exons. Gene Ontology annotation, biological process: positive regulation of MAPK cascade; positive regulation of phosphatidylinositol 3-kinase/protein kinase B signal transduction; angiogenesis. The coding region runs from base 124 to 3507 and encodes 1127 amino acids. The record is from RefSeq and is a predicted model, not a curated record. Lineage: Eukaryota; Metazoa; Chordata; Amphibia; Anura; Dicroglossidae. Gene Ontology annotation, cellular component: plasma membrane; signaling receptor complex.
AGCAGAGGAAAUCUACUGCAUGUUAGAGCAAAGCAUACAAACCCAGUACAGGCACAAAUAGUAUGUGAGCGGCACUCUUUCUAUGAACGCCUGUGGAAAUUGGAUGGAUAUAUUCUGGAAAGCAUGGAUUUUUUAGCAUUUUUAGCUCUCUGGUUGUCUGGACUGGUGGUCUCAGAUAGAGUGGAAGCUGUGAGAGACCUGAUUCUGGUGAAUUCUCUUCCCUUAAUUGCCAAUUCGGACACCUCUAUGAUUUGUAUUGCACCUCCAUGGAGUUCCCCAGAGACUAUCUCUAUUGUUAGAGACAUUGAUGCCCUUGUAAAUACGCUGCAUGAUCCACUGGAAGUCAGUCUGGAUGAAACACGGAGAGCUGCCAAAAGGGUGGUAUGGAAAAAAGAGAAGACAGCUGACGCCAUUGGAGCCUAUUACUGUGAAUGGAAAUCUAGAGACACAGUAACCAGGAUACGGACUAUGAAGAUGUCAGCACAAGCUUCAUUUAUUCCAACAUCAUUAACUGUCACCGGAAGUCUUGGGGACAAUAUCACUCUUAGUUUUGUGAAGAAGGUUCCAACUGAUGAAGAUGCAGUAUUCUACAAGAAGAAUUCCUUCUUUCACUCUGUGCCAAAGCAUGAAGUGCCACCACUGCUAGAGCACACUAUAAUGAAUGUUGAGCCCAAUGAUGCAAGUGUGUACCUGGUGCGUUACAUUGGAGGCAACCAUUUUAACACCGCUAUCACCAGGCUUAUUGUCAGACGAUGCAAAGCACAAAAGUGGGGACCACAAUGUAAUAGAACAUGCCCCAGUUGCCAUAAUGGUGGAGUCUGCCAUGAUGACACAGGGGAAUGUAUCUGCCCUCCAGGCUUCAUGGGAACAACAUGUGAAAUGGCAUGUGCUGAACACAGAUUUGGCACAACCUGCAGAGAAACUUGUGGAGAAAAAGAGACAUGCAGAGGGAAUAUGUUCUGCCUAGUGGACCCAUAUGGCUGUUCCUGUGCUACUGGCUGGAAAGGACUUAUGUGUAAUGAAGCUUGUCCAGAGGGUUUCUAUGGACCUGACUGUAAGAUGAAGUGCCUUUGUGCCAGAGGAACCUGUGACAGGUUCAAAGGUUGCAUUUGUCCUCAAGGGUGGAAAGGGCUUCGCUGUGAAAACGAAGGUCCACCCUACAUGCCACCACAGAUACAAGAAAUGGAAACAACAUUAGAGUUGAAUUCUGGGAUAGAGUUUAAGCCUACUUGCAGAGUUAGUGGCUACCCAGCACCAUCGGCACAAGAUUUUGUUCUAUUUAAAGAAGACGGCACUAUGUUUCAGGCCUCGUCUGCAAUUGAAAGUGAUCAGCAGAUAAUCGCCCAGUUUUCAGUAGGAAGAAUUCUACCUCGAGAUUCAGGGUUUUGGAUCUACAGUGUUAAAACGCAAGCAGGGAUGACUGACAAGCAUGUGUAUAUCUCUGUAAAAGUCGCUCCCUAUCCACAGUAUGGACCAAAGCUAAACAAAAGUGGACCUAACUAUCUUAAUAUCUAUGUUAAUAUUGAUUCCUAUGGAGGAGAUGGUCCGAUAGCCACAGCUACUGUACUGUACAAACCUUCUAAGAAAUCUACUCGAUGGAAUCCUCUUUUAGUUCCCCUAACUGAAAAAAUUGCAAAACUUGAGAAUCUGGAGCCAAGAACUGAAUAUAAGGUCUGUGUUCAGCUAAGCCGCAAAGGAGAUGGAGGUGUUGGUCAUCCAGGACCUGAAAGUCUAUUCACCACGGAGGCAUUUGGUCUUCCCCCUCCAAAAGUUAUCAGUCUGACACCUAACAACCAAACAUCUCUAAACUUGACUUGGCUGCCCAACUGGGAAGGCUCUGAAGAAGAACAUGUCAAUAAGGCUGAGUGCUUCAGUCAAGACACUCCUGAAACCCCAUUUUGUAAAAAAACGCCGGGAAAUAAAACUGGAAUUAUUAUAGACAACCUCAAGCCAAGGACAUUAUACCAGUGUAGGGUGAGAGUAGACACAAAGUCCCAAGGUGAAUGGAGUGAGCCAAUGUUCGCCUGGACAUACAGUGAUCAGGUUCCACCACCACCCUCAAAUAUCAAUGUACUUAAUGUUACGGAUUCAACAGCCAUUGUCACCUGGUCCAUUCAAGAUGGUCAUUCGAUUUCAACUAUCAUUAUCCGCUAUAAAAGCUUUGGUGACACAGAGUACAAUCAUGACAUCAAGAUUAGAAAUAUAACCAUUAAUCAAUACCAGUUGAAGGGGCUUGAGGCCAACACACCUUAUCUGAUUGAACUAUGUACUGAGAACAACGUUGGACAAAGUGUUAAUAAUCCAAUCCGAGAUGUAAAAACCCGUCAAGAAAUCAAAGGUGUUCAUGAGCCAAAAGACAACAAUAUGCUCCUCAUUGCUAUUUUGGGCUCUGCUGGUAUGACCUGUCUGACAAUAUUACUUGCAUUCCUAAUUAUGCUGCAGCUGAAGCGAGCCAAUUUCCAGCACAGAAUGGCACAGGCUUUCCAGAAUGGAGUGAGAGAAGAACCUAUAGUGCAGUUCAAUGCUGGAACACUCAACCAUUUAAGGAAAGCUAAGAACAGCCCCGACCCUGUAGAGUAUCCCGUCUUGGAAUGGAAUAAUAUUAAGUUCCAGGAUGUGAUUGGAGAGGGGAAUUUUGGGCAAGUUCUGAAGGCUCGUAUCAAAAAAGAUGGCUUACGCAUGGAUGCUGCCAUCAAAAGAAUGAAAGAGUAUGCAUCUAAAGAUGACCACAGGGAUUUUGCAGGAGAGCUUGAAGUGCUGUGUAAACUUGGUAGUCACCCCAAUAUUAUUAAUCUCCUGGGAGCCUGUGAACAUCGAGGCUACUUGUACUUGGCAAUAGAGUAUGCCCCUCAUGGCAACCUAUUGGAUUUUCUCAGAAAAAGCAGAGUACUGGAGACAGAUCCAGCAUUUGCAAUAGCUAACAGUACCGCGUCAACUCUGUCAUCUCAGCAACUUCUACAGUUUGCAGCAGAUGUAGCCCGAGGCAUGGAUUACCUAAGCCAAAAACAGUUUAUACAUCGGGACUUAGCAGCCAGAAACAUUUUGGUUGGUGAAAACUACAUUGCAAAGAUUGCUGAUUUUGGGUUAUCUCGGGGACAGGAGGUGUAUGUAAAAAAGACAAUGGGAAGGCUCCCAGUUCGAUGGAUGGCAAUCGAAUCUUUGAACUACAGUGUUUAUACGUCAAACAGUGAUGUAUGGUCAUAUGGUGUUUUAAUAUGGGAAAUUGUCAGUUUGGGUGGGACUCCAUAUUGUGGCAUGACAUGUGCAGAACUCUAUGAGAAGUUACCACAAGGGUACAGACUUGAAAAACCUCUCAACUGCGACGAUGAGGUGCAUGAUCUAAUGCGACAGUGCUGGCGUGAGAAGCCAUAUGAACGACCAUCAUUCGCCAAAAUCCUGAUGUCUCUCACACGAAUGCUAGAGGAAAGAAAGACCUAUGUGAAUACAACACUUUAUGAGAAGUUUGCCUAUGCUGGCAUUGAUUGCUCAGCUGAAGAAGCUGCCUAAUGAUAAGCAUCAACUGAACCAGGACUUGGGUGUGCAAUAUUGUGUGUUGUCUGAGAAUGUCUGUAAAAUAUUUUUUUAUACUACACCUGUAAUUUUUUUUUUCUAGAACUGUGUAAAUAGGAUUCCCUUCUCAAGUUAACUAA